AUGGUAGAGGCAAGGACAUUGGCCAACCUCACAACAGUGAUGGGAUUCUUCCUGGUGGAAUUCUCUGACACCAGAGAGCUCCAAUUUCUACAUGCCUUUCUUUUUUUACUGAUUUACUUGGCAACACUGUUGGGAAACAUUCUCAUUAUUGUACUUGUGACCAUGGACCAGUGUCUUCACACCCCGAUGUACUUCUUCCUGAAGAAUUUGUCCUUCUUUGACCUCUGCCUUAUUUCCACCAUUGUUCCAAAAUCCAUUCUCAACUCUCUGUCCAACAACACCUCUAUUUCUUUCCCCGGAUGUGUACUGCAGGUCUUACUGGUGAUACACUUUGCAGGGUCUGAGGUGUCCAUCCUCACCGCCAUGUCCUAUGACCGCUAUGUGGCCAUCUGCCACCCCCUACACUAUGAGGUCGUCAUGAACAAGAUGGCAUGUGGGAAGUUGGCAGCUGCCUCCUGGGUCCUUGGAGGAUUCUUUGGAGGUCUAUAUGCGACUGGCACUUUCUCUUUAUCUUUCUGUGGUUCCAGAAGAGUCCCACAGUUUUUCUGUGAGGUUCCCUCAUUAUUAAAGAUUUCUUGCUCUAAAGAUCAUAUCACUAUUAAUGUCAGUGUGGCCAUUGGGAUAUUUUAUGGGUUUUUUUGCUUACUUGCCAUUGUUUUCUCAUACAUCUAUAUUUUCAAUACAGUGCUAAGGAUCCCAUCUGUACAAGGCAGGUCACAAGCUUUCUCCACCUGCCUUCCCCAUCUCAUGGUUGUGUCAACCUUUCUCCUGACAGGAGCCAUUGCCUAUUUGAAACCAGUGCCUGAGACCCCAUCUCUCCUGGACUUGCUGCUCUCAGUGUUGUACGCAGUGCUGCCUCCCUCUCUGAACCCCAUUAUCUACAGCCUUAGGAACAGGGAAAUCAAGGCAGUCCUGAGAAAGCUCCUGUGGAAAACAGGUGGCAGUGUGAAAUAG
Messenger RNA from Manis pentadactyla (Chinese pangolin), 954 nucleotides. RefSeq names its product olfactory receptor 14K1-like. Bases 1 to 954 code for a protein of 317 amino acids. The record is from RefSeq and is a predicted model, not a curated record. The transcript has a single exon. Gene Ontology annotation, biological process: G protein-coupled receptor signaling pathway. NCBI's taxonomy places the organism in Eukaryota, Metazoa, Chordata, Mammalia, Pholidota, Manidae. Gene Ontology annotation, molecular function: odorant binding; olfactory receptor activity; G protein-coupled receptor activity. Gene Ontology annotation, cellular component: membrane.